Molecule: messenger RNA, 1236 nt
Organism: Tribolium madens (black flour beetle)
Lineage: Eukaryota; Metazoa; Arthropoda; Insecta; Coleoptera; Tenebrionidae
Product: zinc finger protein 622
Exons: 3
Coding region: 111-1184 (357 amino acids)
Biological process (GO): ribosomal large subunit biogenesis
Cellular component (GO): preribosome, large subunit precursor
Molecular function (GO): nucleic acid binding; zinc ion binding
Source: RefSeq, a predicted model, not a curated record
UGUGGCGAUUGUCGGAUCUUAAACGUCAAUUAUUUUAACCUCAAAAUUAAGUGUCAAAACUGUCACGAGCUAAAAAUACUUAUUUUGCAUUAGUUGUUUAGCGAAACUCAAUGGAAAAAUCCGACGUGUCUUUAAAUGCAUUUACUUGCAUUACAUGUCACGUGGCUUUUAAAAAUGCGGAGCUCCAAAGGGAGCAUUAUAAAAGUGACUGGCAUCGCUACAAUCUAAAACGCAAAGUGUCUGAAUUACCGCCGAUAUCGGCGGAAGAUUUCCAACGUAAGGUGUACAUGCAGCGAAGUGUUGAAGAAGAAAAGAAACAAGAUAAAAGUGUGUAUUGCCAAAUCUGUAGAAAGUUAUUUGGGAAUCAAAAUGCAUACGACAACCAUUUAAAUUCCAAAAAACAUAAAGAUAACGAGAAAGACUACAUAGAAAGUGAUAAAGUACCAGAAGUUGAAGAAUCGGAUUCAGAGAUUGAAGAAGUGGAUUCAGAUGAAUGGAAUGAAGACUCUGAAAACCCGGUUGACAAUAACGACUGCAUCUUCUGUCUACAUCACAGCAAAAAUUUUAUGAAAAAUUUGGAACAUAUGACUGUGGCUCAUUCAUUUUUCAUUCCGGACGUCGAGUAUUGUACUGAUGUCCAUGGGCUGUUACAAUAUCUUGGCGAAAAAAUUUCAAACGGCUUCAUGUGUUUGUGGUGCAAUGAAAAAGGCCGUACGUUUUAUUCUGCUGAUGCUGCUAGAAAACAUAUGAUUGAUAAAGGCCACUGCAGAAUGCUUCAUGAAGGAGUAGCCUUGGCAGAAUAUGCAGAUUUUUAUGACUACUCAACGUCGUAUCCCGACGCUGAAAGUCAUACAAAUCCAGAUGAAGAAGUCGCUAUUCCAGAAUUGGACAGUACUGAGUAUCAGUUAGUCCUACCCUCGGGAGUUUCCGUAGGGCACAGAAGUCUUAUGAAAUAUUAUAAACAAAACAUCAGUCAUAAUGCAGUAGUUUCAAAACCUUCAAAGCUGCACAAAGUCUUGUCAUGUUAUAGAGCUUUGGGAUGGACUGAAACACAACAGGAAGCAGCAGCAAAAAAAGCAAGAGACUUGCACUACAUGAAGAGAAUGCAAGCCAAGUUUAACCUCUCGCUAGGAAUAAAAGGGAAUAAAUUGCAAAAACAUGUGAGACCGCAAGUGAAUUUUUAAUUUUUUGUUGAUAUUGUACAAAAUAAAGAACACAUAAAAAACUUUAUUUGGA